UGGUCUCGUGUCAUCUCCACAUCGCCGGAGAAGAAGACGAUGAUGACGUCGACGACGAUGGCGAGGCCCACGACGUUGCUGGCGUGCUGCAAGCUCUACAUCUCCGAGAGCCGCAACGACGCCGCCCUGCGCGCCAUCGAGCAGGCGGCGCGCGGCGGCGGCGGCGGCGCCGUCGUCGUCAACCGCUUCACCGACGACGCCUACAACCGGGUGGGCUACACGCUCGUCGCGCCGCUCACCCCCUCACCGGCGCCGCCGCCGCUCCGGCACGCCGUGCUCGGCAUGGUCAGGGCGGCGCUGGAGGCCAUCGACUUCGGCGCCCACGCCGGCACGCACCCGCGCCUCGGCGCCGUCGACCACAUCUGCUUCCACCCCCUCGCCCAUGCCUCCCUCCGCCACGUCGCCGACCUCGCCGGAGCCGUGGCCGCCGACAUCGGAGACGAGCUCCAAGUGCCGACGUUUCUGUACGGCGCGGCGCACCGGGAGGGGAGGACGCUGGCCUCCAUCAGGAGGCAGCUCGGCUACUUCAAGCCCAACUCCUCCGGCGACCAAUGGCGGGGAGCGCCGGAGACGGACGCCCUGCCCGUCGCCCCUGACGCCGGGCCGGAGAGGCCGCCGAGAUCCAAGGGCGUGGUGGUCGUCGGCGCCACCAGCUGGGUCGACAACUACAACGUGCCCGUCCACACCGGCGACGUGGAGGCGGCGAGGCGGAUCGCCCGCGCCGUCAGCGAGCGCGGCGGCGGGCUCCCGUCCGUGCAGGCGAUGGGGCUCGCGCACGGCGGCGGCGUCGUGGAGGUCGCCUGCAACCUGCUCGACCCGGCGAGGGUCGGGGCCGAGCAGGUGCAGGGCAUGGUGGAGCGGCUCGCCGCCGGCGAGGGCCUCUCCGUCGGCAAGGGAUAUUUCACUGAUUUUUCCCAGGAUAAAAUCGUCGACUUAUACUUCAGAUCAGCAGCCAACACUGAGGGUUAACUGCAGCGCGAGUGAAAAGUAAAUCUUUACAGAAAUAAAUUUGAUAUGAUUUCACAGAAACAA
Messenger RNA from Oryza sativa Japonica Group (Japanese rice), 1032 nucleotides. RefSeq names its product formiminotransferase cyclodeaminase-like protein. Gene Ontology annotation, molecular function: folic acid binding; transferase activity. NCBI's taxonomy places the organism in Eukaryota, Viridiplantae, Streptophyta, Magnoliopsida, Poales, Poaceae. The record is from RefSeq and is a predicted model, not a curated record.